UUCAAUGCUUUUGUUUGACUUUUAGUUUGCGCAAAAAUCUUUAUUCACGUGUACGUGCACAAAGUGCUCAAGAAAAUUCUGAGUUAUUGUAAGCAGUAAUGAAUUGAAUUUUUUCCCGCCUUGAGGUUAACGCCGGUGUUAGAAAUUCUGGAUAUUUAAUCGAUCCGCAGCUGAAUCGAUUUUCCGCCAAAGAAGCGCAUUAUUGUGGAAUUGUGAGCCAAAAGGGCUUAUUGGAAUAGAUCAUUACAAGUGUUCAAAAUGGGAGCGUACCUAUCGCAGCCUAAAACUGAUAAAAUAUCAACUGAUGAGGGAAAUCAGUUGCUUGAAGUUGGUGCCAGUUCAAUGCAGGGCUGGAGAAAUAGCCAAGAGGAUGCUCAUAAUGCUAUCUUAACUUUUGACAAAAAUACUUCAUUAUUUGCGGUCUAUGAUGGACAUGGCGGCGCAGAGGUUUCAACUUACUGUGCAGAUAAGUUACCGCAAUUUCUUAAAGAUAUUCAAACAUAUAAAGAUGGUCAGUUUGAGCAAGCACUCAAGGAUACCUUCUUAGGUUUCGACAAAACUUUGCUCGAGUCAGAUGUAAUAGACAUUUUAAAAGUGCUAGCUGGAGAGAGGAAUUUGGUAGAUUGUCCAGAAAGUGAUGGUAAUGAAGACGACGAUGAUGGAGAAGAUUUAGCAGAAUUGCAUGAAGAGAGCAAUUUGCCGCUAAAUGAAGUACUUGAAAAAUAUAAGGGAGGUCUAAUGCCGUUACCUUCUUUUAAAAAGAUAAAGGAUGGUGCCGCAAGUGGUUCUAAACCACAGUCGCCAUAUCUAAGAGGUAGACGUGCAGCUGCAAUUAUAGCUGAAGCUGUUAAUAAAGCUGUCAUGGAUCCAGACUCCAAACCAUCUGGUUCAUCUACUUCAGCUGCUGCGGCUGCUUCAAUUGCUGCUGAAAAAGCAGCUAAUGAUGCUGGGCCGAGUACAUCGAAAACAGUAAUAACUUCAAAAAUGGAAACUGAUGCAGAAGAAGAUUCAACUGUUAGCAGCAGCAGCUCAAGUGCAACAAAAGCAAACAGUGAAAAUAAAAAUACUACAAAACCAGUUCAAAGUAAAGAAGCCGAAGCUGAGGCUGAACCCAAAGACAUCACUGCAAAUGGUUCGUCUAAUGUGUCACAAACAAUAUCCAAAUCAAAUGCGCCAGAUUCUUCACAAAUAAAGGAAAGUGAACAAAAUGGAAGUGUAACAUCAUCAGUUGUUGUUACAAAAGAGGAUGUAUCUACAUCAGCUGCUGUAUCAGCAAUAAAAACAGCUGUAGAUGAUGAUGUGUCUGGUUCAAAUGAUGCAGCUGAAAGCAAACAAAACGGCUGCAUUGGCAGAGCUUUGUUGCCUAAUAACAAAAACAAAUCCACAGAUCAAUCAACUAUAUCAUCAACUAGUAAAUGCGCUAAGAAAUUGGAUAGUAGCAAUAUGGAUGAAGAUUCUACAGAUGAUGAUGCGGAUUAUGAACUUGAAAAUAAUGGUGUAGUUGAUAUGUGUGAAACUCUAGAAUGCUCAUCGGAGGAAGAAAUAGACGAAGAGGAUAUUGAGGAAGAAGAAGAUGAAGAAGAUGAUAUGGGUGAUGAAGAUGAUGAUAUUGUUGAAGAAGAAUAUGAUGAAAUAGGUAGCAAUUUUUGCGCCAAUAUGAUUGAAGAGCCGGGCAAAGAUAGCGGCUGUACUGCUGUCGUUGCUCUAUUACACGGAAGAGAUUUAUACGUAGCUAAUGCUGGCGAUUCCCGAUGUGUUGUCUGUCGCAAUGGUCAAACAAUUGAAAUGAGUUUGGAUCAUAAACCCGAAGAUAUUGAAGAAUCCACACGCAUACAUAAAGCUGGCGGACGUGUUACCCUUGAUGGGCGCGUUAAUGGAGGAUUGAAUCUCUCACGAGCUAUUGGUGAUCAUGCAUAUAAAAUGAACGAAGCAUUGCCAGCUGAGGAGCAAAUGAUAUCUGCGCUUCCAGAAAUUAAAAAACUUAUAAUAGGAUCUGAAGAUGAAUUUAUGGUUCUAGCAUGCGAUGGCAUUUGGAAUUUUAUGACUAGCGAGGAAGUAGUAGAUUUUGUUCGUACACGUUUAGCCGACGGUACAAAAAGUUUGUCCAAAAUAUGUGAAGAGCUUUUCGAUAAUUGCCUUGCACCAGAUACGCAUGGUGAUGGCACUGGUUGCGAUAAUAUGACAGCUGUCAUUGUUCGUUUUAAAGCUGAAAUACUUGAACUUGAAUCAACAAUUAACCCCGAAGAAACAGAGGAUGCAUUAAUUGCACAGGAUGCGGCUAUUGAUGGUACAGAUAUUGCCGCAUUUAAUCCGCUGAAGCGUUGUGCUUCACCUACCUUUGAAAGUAAUGAAGCCGAAAAUGCCAAUAAACGCGUGAAGACUGAUGGGGAGUGUUCCUCAACUGAAGCAUCUGCCAACAAAAUAACUGCUAGCAGUAGCUGUGGUACUGCGGCAACCACUUCAACAGAUGCCACAAACGAAACAGUGUCGAAGGAAUGUGACAGCGUCAAUACAGACUUAAGUGAAACAGGAGUUCCAGUGUCUUCGGUUGUCAAUAUUUAAAUCCAACUAAAGUUUUUGCCGAUUUAGCAAACUCUUGGUUCAAUUAAUUUUAUUCUAGAACGGGUCUUAAACCGAAGUUUAAGGUAUCAACUUACUCCAGUCACAAUUAGGAAUUUGAUUGGCCGUUGAGGUAAAACUUCAAUUUAUUGGUUUGGUCUGUACAAAGAAGGUACCAGAUUUUAUACACGGGUCUGAAAACAGUUCCAUUUAGAUAAUGGUUUAUUAUAAUUCAAAAAUAUACACCUAUUAAUCUACUAUUUUCCAGAGAUAUUCAAUAUAAAUAUC
This is a messenger RNA of Teleopsis dalmanni, 2847 nucleotides long. RefSeq names its product probable protein phosphatase CG10417. Gene Ontology annotation, molecular function: protein serine/threonine phosphatase activity; cation binding. The record is from RefSeq and is a predicted model, not a curated record. Bases 259 to 2562 code for a protein of 767 amino acids. Gene Ontology annotation, biological process: protein dephosphorylation. Lineage: Eukaryota; Metazoa; Arthropoda; Insecta; Diptera; Diopsidae. The transcript is spliced from 8 exons.